CUAAUAAAAACAAAACAUAAACAUAAAAUAAUGUUACCUGGCGUUGGCGUGUUUGGAACAGGGGAAAUAGCAAAUGUCCUGGUGCCACUGUUGCGCGAGAAGGGCUUCGAGGUGCGUGCGAUAUGGGGGCGCACACUAAAGGAGGCCAAAGAAACCGCAACGGCACAAAAUGUUGGCUUCCACACAAACGUCAUAGACGAUGUGCUGCUGCGUAAGGAUGUGGACUUGGUUUUCAUUGUCUGCCAGCCAUUUUUGCAUGCAGAGAUUUCAGUAAAAGCACUGGGUAUUGGCAAGCAUGUGGUAUGCGAUAAGCCAGCGGGCCUGCACCAAAUAGACGCUCUGAAAAUGGUGCGGGCCUCGCAGUACUAUCCAACGCUCAUAUCACUGGUGAAUCAUCCGCUUCGCUUUCUGCCUGCCUUUCAACAAAUGCGGCGCUGCCUGCAGGAGGAACUCAUUGGUCCACAAUCAGAAGUUAUGCUGAUGGAUGUGCGUGUGCAAAUGGGCACGCUAUUUCCAGAUAAAUACAACUGGAUAUGUGAUGCACAGAUGGGCGGUGGUGCAUUAAACCUAGUAGGCAGUGUGGUGGAUCUCGUGAGUUUUCUGCUGCAACAACAGGCGAUACGUGUGCAUGGCGUGCUGCGCGCCUAUACAAAAUCCACACCAGCAAUCAGUGGCAUACGACAAAUAACGGCGCCGGACUUUUGUAACUUCCAAAUGGAGCUUUCCAGCGGCACGUUGGUGACUGUGGCGCUGCACAGUCACACAGUGCCUGCGAAAAGUUUCUCACAGGAGGUGCUCGUCUAUGGCAGCAAAGGACAUUUGGUGGUGCGUGGUGGCGACUUGUUUCUGCUGAAGGAGGGGCAGCCCAAAGAGGAGGCUGUGUAUGUAGAUGUGCAAGACCUGCACUUUGCCACAAACAAUUCAUUGCUGCCGCGUCCCUACAUCAAAGGUCUGUGCAAAAUGGUUGGCGCCUUAAAAGAAGCAUUUGGCAGCAAAGAGUCCAGCUGGAUAAAAGCGCCUGUUUCCACAGCUGCCACCUUCGAGGAUGGUCUUUACGUGCAGGCCGUGGUUGAAGCCAUACGCAAAUCCAACGAGACUCGUCAAUGGCAGCGUGUUCAACUGACGGCAGAUGCGCCGCUUAAUCAUGAUCAGAUCAUUAGAUAUGGUUAUGCGCGCAUGUCCACCAUGUGAGGCGGAACAGCGGGAGCUGUGCAAUCAUCACAACACAACAAAACAUAACUUAACAUAGUUUAGAGUUAACUUCGACGGUCGAAUUGCAAUCGGCUUGAUACCAUCAAUGUAUUUAUUUGUAUUAGUAUAUACAUAUUGCAUUAAUAAAACGCAUUGUUUAGAUUGUAAGAUUAAGUACGACAGAGGAUA
Molecule: messenger RNA, 1380 nt
Organism: Drosophila busckii
Lineage: Eukaryota; Metazoa; Arthropoda; Insecta; Diptera; Drosophilidae
Product: glucose-fructose oxidoreductase domain-containing protein 2
Exons: 2
Coding region: 31-1191 (386 amino acids)
Molecular function (GO): nucleotide binding
Source: RefSeq, a predicted model, not a curated record